Ylistrum balloti is the source of this 1924-nucleotide messenger RNA. RefSeq names its product tissue factor pathway inhibitor-like. The record is from RefSeq and is a predicted model, not a curated record. Gene Ontology annotation, molecular function: serine-type endopeptidase inhibitor activity. NCBI's taxonomy places the organism in Eukaryota, Metazoa, Mollusca, Bivalvia, Pectinida, Pectinidae. The transcript is spliced from 6 exons. Bases 127 to 1071 code for a protein of 314 amino acids.
AUCGCCAGGCAGCUAUAAAUUACUGUGUACGGCUCUGAGAUGCCAAUAUUAAGUUGUGAACCGAGAUUGGUGGCGGUGAGAUCUGUUUUGUGGGAUAUACACGUGGUGCUAUUUUAACUUGUCAGUAUGAAGCCGGCUAAUGUUUGUAGUUACUACCACGGAUUGUGUUUACUGUUGACGGUCUUGUAUCCUGUUUAUUCAUCUGCCGUCGUCCUCAGUUUUCCCGGUCGUGGAUCCUUGGCAUUGAAACACUUCAAGCUGAAAUGCGGACUACAAUGUCCAUACGGUUACGACACGGACGUGGAGGGAGGGCCUAUCUGUAAAUGUCAGAACCCAUGUAGGAACGUCUUUUGCUUUGAGGGAACGGUAUGUGUCAUAAAAAAAGCCAAAAACUGUCGCGGAGGACACUGUAACCAUGAGGCUGCGUGUGAAGAUGACAAAUCUGCCACAAGUGGUUUGUCUAACACCAUGGCACACAAUAUGGGAUUGUCAGCCAUUACCAAUGAGGUGUUCAAUAUCGACGGAUUACAGCAAGAUUCCAGUACCUCCAUCAGCGGCACUGGUACUGCUGACGUCAUAGAUAUAUGUGUAGAUCAACCUCCACCGGAAGCGUGGAAGUGUGACCGGAAGGAGAAAAGAUACUAUUUUAACAGUAACAAGGGGAUGUGCCUGAGGUUCCGUGGAUGCCAAACUCCAGGAAAUAACUUCAGACGUCGGAAAGAUUGCAAAAGGACAUGCAUUUCAUCGAAAUCGAAAAAAGGAAAUUUUGCCAACCUCAACCGCAUACCCUCCAGAGAAACCAGUAACGAGACCAACAUAUGCCUUCUCGCAUUAGAAGACUCCAGCCGAUGCAGAGGCAGGACCGUUAUGAGGUGGCAUUUCAGUCUUGAAAAGGGCUCGUGCGUAAGGGUCAAGGCUUGCAAGUCCUCUUUCGGUAACUACUUCCGGAAACGCAGACAUUGCAAGAGACAGUGCAUGAGGAAAAGUCGGAGUGUUAGUAGGAGACGAAAAAACAAGAAGAGAUCGAAGAGCCGGAGGAGAGGCAUUGUUAGAAAAGAGUUUAAUGGCUAGUUUUCGAGUGGUUCCUCAUAGGAAAACCUCUGAUCUCAAGGAAGUGGCGCCGUCCUGUCAACACGGUCCCAUAUGACCUGAAUGGAUGCCCGCGCAUCAGGCUCGUCCUGACCACUCCAGUUUCGCAUCAUUGUCUCACCACUGAUCGUGUCAAUAUGAGCACGCGGGCAGAAUACUCCUAUUCCAUUGCUGAUUUGGUCAUUUUCAUAUACAUUCUCUCUCUCAAAUAUCAUUUCAGACCAAUCCUGUUGACCUCGAUCUGUAGUUUCCUCUUUCGAGGUAAUGUAAUGUCCCAACGAUUCCCAAAGUGCGCAUUUACAAAGGCAGAACGUAGACAUAGGUGUGGAACAAAUGUGGACGAUGUGUGGAGUAACUGUUCCCAUAAGAGAGAGUACGUCGCUGUGCGAUAAAACACUGCCUCAAUACAUUCUGGAACGCCCGAGAGGAGUUCCAAAAUAUUUCACGUUUAGAGCUUAUUAAAGCAAGACGAACGUCCUGAUGACGUCAUGUAACCGACACUGGAUCCGACUGGAUUCAAAGAUAAUUGAAUAUUUGGGCAAUGAGAAUUACGAUGACCCUAUCCACCUCACCCAACGUUAAGCGUUGGUCUGGACCAGUUUUCGUGGGAUUAAGGGUUGCAUGCUCGUAGAUGAAUCCUAACAUUCCAUUUGGUACGGAUCGUUCUGAAGUACCUGGAGAAAUCAGAAACAGACUAUAACAUCCUCGAUUGGUGAGAAUGGAAUACUAGGACUACGAUGUGAACGGUGAUCUUAUUUUGUUGUUAUUUAUGGUUAUUUUGUCUUUACUGAUUUUAUUUUUAUAAAUCGCAAAUAAAAACAUUAAAAACACGAUU